CUAUUGUUAGUUUUGUUCUCAGUUUGCCGUCAUUGAGUAUUAUUGUUCCUGUAAAAGUUGAUAUUUGCUGUAUAUUUUUCAAACAUCGAUUUGAUCCUAAUGGCUUUCGACUCUUAUGAGCUGUGUAUUUUUGCCAUCGCAUGUUGAUAUUUUAUUUUUUUUCCAAUUAAUGUGCCUGUUGUAAAUUAAGAUUAUCAACCAAUUUUGCUUGAGCAAACUCAACAACUGCGUUAAGGAAUAAAAAGUGUUAUAUGAUAAAUGAGACAUUUGCUUCAUUCAGACGUAUGAAAUGUAAAGCAUCUGUUUAUAAGUAAAUCAUUUGCUUAUAGUGUAUUUAAAGUGCAUCAGUUUUGCUGAAGAAGAAUUUAUGAAGAGCAUUAAAAUGCAGCCUGACUGAAUACAAGGGUGAAUAAAAAUGGAAGUGUAUGCAGACCUGUAGCUGAAAAAUAAUCAAAGCUAUCAUAAUGUCUGGAGGACCUCCACAUCAUCCUCAUGGCAGACAGCAACCUACAACUAACCCAGCAUGGAAUCACUUACAGGUUCCCAAUUAUUUCCCGAGUCGACAGUUACAACACGCUCACAUGUCAAACGAGCAUCCUCUCCUUCAUCAGCCAACUUGGCACACUCCAACAACAGAACCAGUAAAAACUGUGCCCCAUUCGCAUUUGUUCAACCUUGAGCAGAUGAUAAGCGAACGAUCAUUUCAAAGACAUGCUCCUGGAGUUGACUUGAGUCUCCAAAGGAACGGUAGCCAAAAUGGAGAAUUACCUACGAGUCCUAUUAGCUUAAGUGUACGGGACACCAAUAAAAUUAAUAGCCUUCCAGCUGGAGCCAUCGAUAUGCAAGCAGUUGAACUAACAAAAUCAUUAAGUCCAGGGAUAAAAUCGAUCAAUGCGGCAGCUGUUAAAGCAUCCUCAGGAAGUCCUGGAUUGAUGAUGAUUGGUAGUGCAGGACUGAAAUCGACAAGUCCUGGACUUAAAUCUGCCAGUCCUAGUAGUGCAAAGUCUACCAGUCCUGGCUUAAAAACCAGCAGUCCAUCAUUGAAAGUGGCGUCAGGAGGACAUGGUUUGUUAUCUACUAACCCAGUCAUUGUUUGUACCAGCACCAACCUGAUGAUGACGCCCACUUUACAAACUACCAGUUUUAGUAGUGGUAUUGGAUCUGCAUUAAGUUUAGGCUCCUCUUCCCAAAUGCAUUCUACAUUGGGAGGUAGUAAUCUAACUAUUACGCCGAGUUUUUUUCCCACAUUUGGUCCCAGUAUGAAAGCUACAGGUCCGUUAAGUCCGGGACAACAGAAUAGUCCCAAAAAUACGAAACGACCUACAAAAAGAGUGGAUUCAAUUAUUGAACGACUAAAUCCUGGGGUUGAUAAGGUGAUUUCUAGUUGUGAUAAAGUUACAAUGGACAAAACGGACACGGAAAGGGGGCAAGGUGUUAUUGUACAGCCGAACACGUGUUCGACCAAUGACGAGAACAGUAACUCGAGUAGUGUUAUGACGGGCGUGAGAGACGACGAAGUGGUUUCGCCUUAUAGCGCUAAUGAAGAUAGCAUGGACAGUAACAAGUCAAGACGCAAAAGAAAACCAUCCAAGACUGUUAAAGUUACGAAAGAAGAGGAGAAAACCAAGCCCGAACAUGAAAAUAAAACGGAUAACAACAACUUUUUGGGCAAACAGGAAACUUCGAAUGAUAGCAACAAAAAUUUAGGGGAUCAACUCGAAAAAGAUAAAGAACUGAAACGUAGGAGAUCUGGAAGUGCGCCUCCUGGCAGCCCUACGUUGUCCAAGAAGACGAGAAGAAAAACAUCCUCUGAAUCAGAAACUAUAGCGAACAUAGCUGCUAUGGUAGAACAAGCAGUCACAAUUGUUGCCCCUGUUACUAUAAAAACUGAAAAAGAAGACGUGGACGAUGAAGAAAGUCAGUCAACAGAAUCUCACGUGGUGCCAAGUGCAAAUGACCAGGAAGAACAAACAUCAAUUUCCGUUAGUGUUAUUCGCGAUUCGGCCAAGGACACUCGAACUAGUGAAAACGAUAAGGCUCCACCGACUUCACAAGGGCCAUCGGCUCGCAAUCAGUCCAACACUUGUACGCCUCUCCAUCCUGUUUCCGCGCAAAAGAGUUUCGUCGAAGUUGAAAACAAACUUCAGGAGAUGUUUGCAGGGAUAACUGACGAAACUGACUCUAAAGCAAAUUCGAAAAUAUUGGACUUUGCAGACGACUCUAAGACAACCUUAGAUCUGGAAGAAGGAAAGGCUGAAGAGAAUUCUGUGAAAGAGGACAGCGAAAAUAACAUUCCAAGUACAAGCAGUCAGCAAUCUACUGAAGUUGUGACCUCUACGUCGAACGACAUCUCUCCUAUAUCAGCAAGAAGUAACCAGAAAAACAGGAAACGAAGAAGUGGAAGUAGUAACCGGACGAAAAUAUCAGAGUCAUUACCAGUGGAAUCAUCUGUUCCCAAAAAGAAAAAAAGUAGCAAGAAAUCUAAAAGUUUAAAUAAAAAAGAAACGUCCGCUCCGACUGUUAAGUCAAACAAGAAACUUUUGAAUGGCAAACCUCUUCAAAAUAAAAUAGAAAAUUUCAAAGACGUUUAUGCCUACGACUCGAACAGUAACGCCAGCUCUAGCAAAUCAAGGGGACCAUUUAUUCAAAUACGUGGCCCCCGAGAUUCUCCAUUGUCCAUAAGCGUUAUAAAUGCGCCCUCAAACGAAGAAGAUGCCGAAAAAAAGGCACACAAAAACAAAAAAUACCAUGACGACAGUGAGUAUCGACACAAAGUUCAAUCUCGGGGGCUCCACUGCAGCACAUUGAGCACCAAAUAUGACGCUCAAACUCGAGAUGCUACUUGGAUCUGUGCAUUUUGUAAACGAGGGCCCCACGCAACCGAUCCCACUCUUCCAGGUCCUUCACCCUUCACCCUGUCUGACGCGAACGUUCCCCCACCUGGAGAUCUUUUUGGACCGUACAUUAUAACCAGUAAUUCGCCAGAAUUUGAAAGGAGAAUCGAUGAUCCAUUUGACAAGCAAUUUAGAAGUAAAAAGGUCGCCCGUGCGGUCGACGCUAUUUCAGCGUCCACGUCGAAGGGUAUUUCGAAAAAAUCUAAACGAAAGCACACUGACAGCACAGAGAAUUUCGUCGAUUCGGGAAACGUAACGUUAGGAAUUACCGAAACUAAAGACAGAACAUACGAGGUAUGGAUGCACGAGGAUUGCGUUGUUUGGUCGCCAGGGGUGUAUUUGGUGGGUUCGAAAAUUGUUGGAUUAGAAGAGGCCAUUUGGACUUGCUGUAAUGUGACGUGCAGCCGGUGUAGCUAUAAGGGGGCGAAUGUGUGCUGUGCAAAACGGGGAUGUACAAACGUAAUGCACAUCGGUUGUGCUCGGUUGGCUAAAUGGAGUCUCGACGAAGACACCUAUCGAGCUAUUUGUCCCGAACACACUGUCAUCAUCCAUUGAUACUUUGGCAACGUUUCUGUUUAAUGUGUAGGUAUUUUAUUCUGAAAAAGGUCCGCGUCUUGAAUUUGUAUAUAUACAGAGUGAUCAAUCGUUGCCGAAUAACUCUGUAGGACUGAAAACUGUUUUUGACUUUUUACAGGGAUAUGGACUUCCCUGUUAAGAAGCAUUGAUUGUCGUAAAAUGUAUCAUUUCCUUUUUUUAUUUUCAUCAGGUUAAUUAAAUUACACAUGACCUGAUAGAACUUAGUUUUGAAUGGUUUCUUUUGUAUAAAAUCAAGUAUAUGGUAAUCUAAUUAUUAUUCUCAUUUACUUUUAAUAGUUAGAAUGUUCGAUCGAUUGGAAUUAUUAUUUGAGCAGAUGAAAAGAAUAGCGCAUUUUUUAUUAUACAAAUACCAGCGAAGAAAGCGGUGGUUCAGAAUGUUUUUUUUUUUUCUAAAUUCUGCUUAUUUUAAUACAUCACUAAAAUAGACUUCUAGUAAAAAUAAAUAACAAUAAUAAUGGGCUACUUAUAUUUUCCUUUAUCUCAAAAUGACCUGAUAGAUUUUAUCUAUCAGUUGAUACGACACAUUUUUCUCUUAUUUUUAACGAGUACAUUGUAAAAUAAAAAUCAUUAUGUAAUAUUAAAAUAAUCUACUUCAAAAUUUGGCAAACGACUGCAUUAUCGAUUACCUUGAAUAACUAUUUUUUUUUAAACCAAUUUCAUACUAUCAGGUCUGAAGUUACGACUUGAACAAACUGUGAGACUUUUUUUAUGAAGCAGAGAUCGUGUAGUUAGUUUUUUCUAUAAUUUUUAAUUAAGGUAAUUCCGAUGAUUAUAUUGGAGGUAAUUAUAGACACACGAAGACCUGCUGUUUAGUUUUUAUUUGGUGAUAGUUUGACACUAUACAGAUAAUGCCAAAAAAAUACUGUAAAUAUACUAGGAAGAAAAAAGCAAGCAGAGUGUGUAGCAAAAGUCUGCAUAAUUGUAGAAACUGAAAUAUUAUUUAGCUGUGACUUUUGAUGUAAAAAUUGAUAACUGAUUUUUUUAUCACGAUCGUGCUUGAUUGAUUUAUGCUUUACUGUAUUUUUUUUUAGUGGUUACUUAUGUGCUAUGUACUAAAUUAUUGAAAAGAAAAAGUUUAGGAAAGUUUACUUUCUAAAACAAAAAUAAUGUUCACUUUUAUCAGUGCGAUAUUAUAACAACAAUAACAAUAAUAAAAAACACUGAAAAUCCA
Agrilus planipennis (emerald ash borer) is the source of this 4662-nucleotide messenger RNA. RefSeq lists its product as uncharacterized. The coding region runs from base 465 to 3449 and encodes 994 amino acids. Gene Ontology annotation, biological process: regulation of transcription by RNA polymerase II. The record is from RefSeq and is a predicted model, not a curated record. Lineage: Eukaryota; Metazoa; Arthropoda; Insecta; Coleoptera; Buprestidae. Gene Ontology annotation, cellular component: nucleus. The transcript has 3 exons.